Coregonus sp. 'balchen' is the source of this 3333-nucleotide messenger RNA. Lineage: Eukaryota; Metazoa; Chordata; Actinopteri; Salmoniformes; Salmonidae. The record is from the annotation of a GenBank genome assembly.
GAAAAAGAGUGUUGGUGUCUUCCUCGCAGCGUCCCAUGUGUGUGAGUGAGUGCUAGCAAAGCAACAAAAUGGUAAAUUCAAUUAACAUUUAUUUAGAUUUUAAUAAUAUAAUAUUUGCCUAAAACAUCAGAUUAUUUCCGACUCCAGUGUAGAGAUUAAACAAAUAUUCGGAUGUCGGACUGGCUGUUUAAACGUUGCUGAUCCAGGUUACCAUGCUAGCUAGCUGGCUAGCUUCUUAGCGUUAGCUAGCUAGCUAUUUUGGUAGCCAAAAACAGCCGAAUUGACAUUUUGGACUGUUGUGUAUUUCAGUUUUUUAUUUAUUUAUGUUACAUGAGUUACAUUUAUGCGUUGUGAUUUUUACUUUGAUCCAUGACUCUGUCGAAUGAAUGAUAUAGCCAGCGUUCAACUGUUCAUGGUGUGUUUGUGUCUGAUUGUAGCUUCGUCGAGAGACGAGACUGAGACGGGAGUACCUGUAUAGGAAGGCCCAGGAGGACCGAGUGCGGACGAUUGAGGAGAAGAAACAGAAGCUGAAAUCUGCUCUUGAUGGUGAGGACUGCAUGUAAUUCAUUAGAUUGGGUGGAUGGUGAACAAUCUGAACUGUUUUGAUACAUUUUAGGAGGUCAACGGGCAUGGCUUUGAGAACAAAUGACAAUUUUGGUAACGUUAGCUAGUUCCAAGUCUUUGACUGGUUAUUUAUUUAAUUUUUUUCACAGACAAUCGUCUCAUCCCAACUGAGGUUCGCAGAGAAGCUGUUCAGUUACAGAAAUUGCUGGAGUAUGACGAUGAGGGAGCGGAAGGUUUGUUCCAUAGAAUUAUAAUUACAUUCUCCCAUCUAAUUCUGUUUUUUCCACACAUCAGGUUCUGCACAUCAACAUUCACUGUUAAUAUGAUGUUGCUCAUGACAAUGAGCAAACCAAUGACUGACUGAGAGCUUCUCCGUGUGUGCAGGUGUCAGCUCUCACAUGGAUGAUGAGUAUAAAUGGGCUGGAGUGGAGGAUCCAAAGGUCAUGGUCACAACGUCAAGAGACCCCAGCUCUCGACUCAAGAUGUUUGUCAAAGUCUGUCCCCAUUAUAUGUCUCAAGAUAUUGGCUCUUUGUCAAUUAGUCUUUCCUUGAUUUCUUCCAUCCUCUGCUCGCCUCCUUCUGAAAAGGCUUUGGAGAAAAUAGGAGGCAAGGAGAUAGGAUGCAAGCAAUCAUAGAAAGAUGAAUUGAGAGAGCCAUUCUUGUUCAAUCUCUAGCACAAAGUAUGUUUACAGUAAUCUAUAUGACUUGUCCACAAUUGUGGCUGAUGUGUAACUUUUGCUGUUGACAGGAGGUGAAACUGAUCUUCCCAGGCGCUCAGCGUAUGAACAGGGGAGGUCAUGAGAUCAAAGCUCUUGUACAAGCCUGUAAAGCCAACAAUGUUACAGACCUGAUCAUUGUUCAUGAGACCAGAGGACAGCCAGGUAAGCCCAUCCAUAACCAACACCAAAUCCUCUCAAUUAAGUAUCAUAGCCCUGCACUAUUAUUUCUCUAGGUUUAAUAAUAUUAGGUGUUUGUUUAAUGCAAACAGAGGUUGAAAUUAGCCAGUCUGUUUGAGCUAUAUUGUGCUAUUUCCUUGUCACUCCUUGUCAUGCCAUGUUUGGCUUGACAAGGACAGCAAUAGAAUAGGCAAGAGCGCACAAAUGGAUCUGGGUUGACUAGAAUGCCUCUUUCCAAGUAUAAAAACACUGCAUUGAGGUAACCUUAAAAUAACUACUUUUAUAUUGCUUGUGGUAUUAAUAGAUGGGCUGGUGGUGUGCCACCUACCUUUUGGACCAACUGCGUACUUCACCCUUUACAAUGUGGUAAUGAGACAUGAUGUGCCAGACAUUGGAACCAUGUCUGAGGCCUACCCCCACCUCAUCUUUCACAACUUCUCCUCACGACUUGGCCAGAGGGUGAGAGACUUGACACUUAACAAUUUUCAAUAAAUGUUUAGACUUAUUAUUUGAGUAGUGCAUGCAAAUGUUUGACACUGACUGUAAGUAAAUCUCUCUCAAUCAGGUUUCCAAUAUCCUCAAGUAUUUGUUCCCAGUGCCUAAAGAGGACAGUAGACGAGUUAUCACAUUUUCCAACCAGGAGGAUUUUAUAUCUUUCAGGUGAGUAGAGGGAUGCUUUGGAUGAGCUAUUUGGGAACAUGUACCUUAUGUUUUUCUGAUGAAUUUUCUAGUCAGUCAGACUUAUUCACUUAAAGUAAGGACCUAUUUUCAUUGCAGACAUCACACUUUCAAGAAAACGGACCACAAGAACGUUGAGUUGUCAGAAGUUGGACCCAGAUUUGAAAUGAAAUGUAAGUACAAUAUUUUCAAUUUCUCAUCAUUAGCAACAUCAAAUGAGUUUUUUUUACAAGGUGGAAUUUUGUAUUAAUUGCAGUUUUACCCUUUCCUGCACUGCACCCCUUAUACCAUUUGUGUAUCUUUCUCUUGUGUGUAUUGAUGAUGUACACACAUAAUUAUAUAUAAUUGUUCUAUUAUAAACUAGUGUUUUAACAACUGGUUUUCUGUCUGUAGUGUACAUGAUCAAGCUUGGUACCCUGGAGAAUGAGGCUACAGCGGACGUUGAAUGGCGCCACCACUCCUACACACACACUGCCAAAAAGAGGAAGUUUCUCAGCGUGGAGUAGCCUCAACCCAUGUGCCCCUCUCAUGGACCGCUCAUGGCAAAAGCAGCCUAACCACAUAGUUGCAUAAUGCUGUGUUUUAAGUUUUACACACCAUUCCUCAGAUAUGUAUUUCAUGUUAAUAUGGUGUCAGACCUUGGAUAAUUUCAUGGAAACAGACUUUACCAGAUAAGUUGUGUAUAAUACAAACUAGAUUUUGACUGGACUGAAUAUAUAUUUUUACUUCAAUGGUUUUGUACUACAUAUGGGUAUUUCUAUAAAUAAAGGGGCCAAUGUGUGACAUCUGGGUAAACAUUUCUAAAUGGUUUGAUAUACAUUUAAAUAUGAUUUUCUUGCAGCUUCACAUGUAUAGUUACAGGAAUAAGAGUAGAUAGGCACAAUGAAAUGAAACAUGAACACUGUAAUGCCUAGUAGCCAGGUCUGUUUGAGCUUUAGUCAACUUCUCUAAAAUGUAUAGCCAUGCAAAACCUUCCAGAAUAAUAAAAAAGAUAAACAACAGCAUUUCUAUAUUUUGUAAUAGUUUAUAUAAUUUAAUACAAUGGGUUCUGUCAACAAAAUCAUUGACAAUAAUAACCACAAGAAAUGCUCACUGGUAUCUGAGUUUAUAGAAAGACCCAUAUGUACUGUAUCUGAGCUAGUGACUUGCCCAGAGAUGAUCAACAUGUGAAAAUAAAGGCAGUCCCAGGUUUUAA